Gracilinanus agilis (Agile Gracile Mouse Opossum) is the source of this 888-nucleotide messenger RNA. It is a transcript of the gene PSPH, whose product is annotated as phosphoserine phosphatase. The record is from RefSeq and is a predicted model, not a curated record. The transcript is spliced from 6 exons. The coding region runs from base 131 to 808 and encodes 225 amino acids. Gene Ontology annotation, molecular function: magnesium ion binding; L-phosphoserine phosphatase activity. Gene Ontology annotation, biological process: L-serine biosynthetic process; dephosphorylation. NCBI's taxonomy places the organism in Eukaryota, Metazoa, Chordata, Mammalia, Didelphimorphia, Didelphidae. Gene Ontology annotation, cellular component: cytoplasm.
CUCAGGAGGUCUUUCAUCGAGACCCUUAGAAUUAGAAUUCUGCUUCCCGUCUCUUUCCAAGAAGGAGCAACCAGUGGAGAGCUCGGCCUUUCGAAUUCAGCACUGGAGACACACGGAGAUUCUUUACAGGAUGGUCUCCCACUCGGAGCUGAGGGAAAUUUUUUGCUCUGCUGACGCAGUCUGCUUUGAUGUCGAUAGUACAGUCAUCAGAGAAGAAGGAAUUGAUGAGCUGGCCAAGUUCUGUGGUGUUGGGGAUGCUGUGUCAGAAAUGACCCGUAGAGCCAUGGGCGGUGCGGUCACUUUUAAGGCGGCUUUAACAGAGCGGUUAGCCCUCAUCCAGCCCUCCAGAGAACAGGUGCAGAAACUCAUAUCAGAGCAUCCUCCACACCUCACGCCGGGGAUAAGGGAGCUGGUGAGUUGCUUACAGCAGCGAAACGUUCAGGUCUUCCUAAUAUCUGGUGGAUUUAGGAGCAUCGUAGAACAUGUUGCUUCAAAGCUCAAUAUUCCAGCCACCAAUGUCUUUGCCAAUAGACUCAAGUUCUAUUUCAAUGGUGAAUAUGCUGGUUUUGAUGAGAGCCAACCAACCGCUGAAUCUGGUGGGAAAGGGAAGGUGAUUGGGCUCCUUAAAGAACAGUUUCAUUUUAAGAAAAUAGUCAUGAUUGGAGAUGGAGCUACAGACAUGGAAGCUUGUCCUCCUGCUGAUAUUUUCAUUGGCUUUGGAGGAAAUGUGAUUAGGCAACAAGUGAAAGACAAUGCCAAGUGGUACAUCACUGACUUUGAGGAGCUUCUUCGAGAACUGAAAAAGUGAUGUCCAAUUUGAAAUAUAUGAAAAAAAUAUAUGCAUAUAUAUUUUAUUAGCAUUUCCAGAUUAAUUAAAAAGAAUACUUA